Messenger RNA from Pan troglodytes (chimpanzee), 5346 nucleotides. RefSeq names its product integrin subunit alpha L (gene ITGAL). Gene Ontology annotation, molecular function: integrin binding. The coding region runs from base 599 to 3823 and encodes 1074 amino acids. The record is from RefSeq and is a predicted model, not a curated record. The transcript has 32 exons. Lineage: Eukaryota; Metazoa; Chordata; Mammalia; Primates; Hominidae. Gene Ontology annotation, cellular component: external side of plasma membrane; integrin complex. Gene Ontology annotation, biological process: cell-matrix adhesion; integrin-mediated signaling pathway; cell-cell adhesion.
ACAACUCCUGCAGGCACACCUCCCUCCCCGCCUGCCAGUGUCACCAGCCUGUUGCCUCUGUGAGAAAGUACCACUGUAAGAGGCCAAAGGGCAUGAUCAUUUUCCUCUUUCACCCUGUCUAGGUUGCCAGCAAAUCCCACGGGCCUCCUGACGCUGCCCCUGGGGCCACAGGUCCCUCGAGUGCUGGAAGGAUGAAGGAUUCCUGCAUCACCGUGAUGGCCAUGGCGCUGCUGUCUGGGUUCUUUUUCUUCGAGAGGCCAAACGGGAAGUUGUGUCCUCAGGCCCUGGGAAGAGCUUUCAGAGCUCUAGGGGGGCCGGGAGUUGCUCCUUCCAUAUUCCCAGAAGUCAACGCCCUGGAGGGGAAGCGCAGGCGCCGGCCUCGAGCUACAACCUGGACGUGCGGGGCGCGCGGAGCUUCUCCCCACCGCGCGCCGGGAGGCACUUUGGAUACCGCGUCCUGCAGGUCGGAAACGGGGUCAUCGUGGGAGCUCCAGGGGAGGGGAACAGCACAGGAAGCCUCUAUCAGUGCCAGUCGGGCACAGGACACUGCCUGCCAGUCACCCUGAGAGGUUCCAACUAUACCUCCAAGUACUUGGGAAUGACCUUGGCAACAGACCCCACAGAUGGAAGCAUUUUGGCCUGUGACCCUGGGCUGUCUCGAACGUGUGACCAGAACACCUAUCUGAGUGGCCUGUGUUACCUCUUCCGCCAGAAUCUGCAGGGUCCCAUGCUGCAGGGGCGCCCUGGUUUUCAGGAAUGUAUCAAGGGCAACGUAGACCUGGUAUUUCUGUUUGAUGGUUCGAUGAGCUUGCAGCCAGAUGAAUUUCAGAAAAUUCUGGACUUCAUGAAGGAUGUGAUGAAGAAACUCAGCAACACUUCGUACCAGUUUGCUGCUGUUCAGUUUUCCACAAGCUACAAAACAGAAUUUGAUUUCUCAGAUUAUGUUAAACGGAAGGACCCUGAUGCUCUGCUGAAGCAUGUAAAGCACAUGUUGCUGUUGACCAACACCUUUGGUGCCAUCAAUUAUGUCGCGACAGAGGUGUUCCGGGAGGAGCUGGGGGCCCGGCCAGAUGCCACCAAAGUGCUUAUCAUCAUCACGGAUGGGGAGGCCACUGACAGUGGCAACAUUGAUGCGGCCAAAGACAUCAUCCGCUACAUCAUCGGGAUUGGAAAGCAUUUUCAGACCAAGGAGAGUCAGGAGACCCUCCACAAAUUUGCAUCAAAACCCGCGAGCGAGUUUGUGAAAAUUCUGGACACAUUUGAGAAGCUGAAAGAUCUAUUCACUGAGCUGCAGAAGAAGAUCUAUGUCAUUGAGGGCACAAGCAAACAGGACCUGACUUCCUUCAACAUGGAGCUGUCCUCCAGCGGCAUCAGUGCUGACCUCAGCAGGGGCCAUGCAGUCGUGGGGGCAGUAGGAGCCAAGGACUGGGCUGGGGGCUUUCUCGACCUGAAGGCAGACCUGCAGGAUGACACAUUUAUUGGGAAUGAACCAUUGACACCAGAAGUGAGAGCAGGCUAUUUGGGUUACACCGUGACCUGGCUGCCCUCCCGGGAAAAGACUUCGUUGCUGGCCUCGGGAGCCCCUCGAUACCAGCACGUGGGCCGAGUGCUGCUGUUCCAAGAGCCACAGGGCGGAGGACACUGGAGCCAGGUCCAGACAAUCCAUGGGACCCAGAUUGGCUCUUAUUUCGGUGGGGAGCUGUGUGGCGUCGACAUGGACCAAGAUGGGGAGACAGAGCUGCUGCUGAUUGGUGCCCCACUUUUCUAUGGGGAGCAGAGAGGAGGCCGGGUGUUUAUCUACCAGAGAAGACAGUUGGGGUUUGAAGAAGUCUCAGAGCUGCAGGGGGACCCUGGCUACCCACUCGGGCGGUUUGGAGAAGCCAUCACUGCUCUGACAGACAUCAACGGCGAUGGGCUGGUAGACGUGGCUGUGGGGGCCCCUCUGGAGGAGCAGGGGGCUGUGUACAUCUUCAAUGGGAGGCACGGGGGGCUUAGUCCCCAGCCAAGUCAGCGGAUAGAAGGGACCCAAGUGCUCUCAGGAAUUCAGUGGUUUGGACGCUCCAUCCAUGGGGUGAAGGACCUUGAAGGGGACGGCUUGGCAGAUGUGGCUGUGGGGGCUGAGAGCCAGAUGAUCGUGCUGAGCUCCCGGCCCGUGGUGGAUGUGGUCACCCUGAUGUCCUUCUCUCCAGCCGAGAUCCCAGUGCAUGAAGUGGAGUGCUCCUAUUCAACCAGUAACAAGAUGAAAGAAGGAGUUAAUAUCACAAUCUGUUUCCAGAUCAAGUCUCUCAUCCCCCAGUUCCAAGGCCGCCUGGUUGCCAAUCUCACUUACACUCUGCAGCUGGAUGGCCACCGGACCAGAAGACGGGGGUUGUUCCCAGGAGGGAGACAUGAACUCAGAAGGAAUAUAGCUGUCACCACCAGCAUGUCAUGCACUGACUUCUCAUUUCAUUUCCCGGUAUGUGUUCAAGACCUCAUCUCCCCCAUCAAUGUUUCCCUGAAUUUCUCUCUUUGGGAGGAGGAAGGGACACCGAGGGACCAAAGGGCGCAGGGCAAGGACAUACCGCCCAUCCUGAGACCCUCCCUGCACUCAGAAACCUGGGAGAUCCCUUUUGAGAAGAACUGUGGGGAGGACAAGAAGUGUGAGGCAAACUUGAGAGUGUCCUUCUCUCCUGCAAGAUCCAGAGCCCUGCGUCUAACUGCUUUUGCCAGCCUCUCUGUGGAGCUGAGCCUGAGUAACUUGGAAGAAGAUGCUUACUGGGUCCAGCUGGACCUGCACUUCCCCCCGGGACUCUCCUUCCGCAAGGUGGAGAUGCUGAAGCCCCAUAGCCAGAUACCUGUGAGCUGCGAGGAGCUUCCUGAAGAGUCCAGGCUUCUGUCCAGGGCAUUAUCUUGCAAUGUGAGCUCUCCCAUCUUCAAAGCAGGCCACUCGGUUGCUCUGCAGAUGAUGUUUAAUACACUGGUAAACAGCUCCUGGGGGGACUCGGUUGAAUUGCGCGCCAAUGUGACCUGUAACAAUGAGGACUCAGACCUCCUGGAGGACAACUCAGCCACUACCAUCAUCCCCAUCCUGUACCCCAUCAACAUCCUCAUCCAGGACCAAGAAAACUCCACACUCUAUGUCAGUUUCACCCCCAAAGGCCCCAAGAUCCACCAAGUCAAGCACAUGUACCAGGUGAGGAUCCAGCCUUCCAUCCAUGACCACAACAUACCCACCCUGGAGGCUGUGGUUGGGGUGCCACAGCCUCCCAGCCAGGGGCCCAUCACACACCAGUGGAGCGUGCAGAUGGAGCCUCCUGUGCCCUGCCACUAUGAGGAUCUGGAGAGGCUCCCGGAUGCAGCUGAGCCUUGUCUUCCCGGAGCCCUGUUGCGCUGCCCUGUUGUCUUCAGGCAGGAGAUCCUCGUCCAAGUGAUCGGGACUCUGGAGCUGGUGGGAGAGAUCGAGGCCUCUUCCAUGUUCAGCCUCUGCAGCUCCCUCUCCAUCUCCUUCAACAGCAGCAAGCAUUUCCACCUCUAUGGCAGCAACGCCUCCCUGGCCCAGGUUGUCAUGAAGGUUGACGUGGUGUAUGAGAAGCAGAUGCUCUACCUCUACGUGCUGAGCGGCAUCGGGGGGCUGCUGCUGCUGCUGCUCAUUUUCAUAGUGCUGUACAAGGUUGGUUUCUUCAAACGGAACCUGAAGGAGAAGAUGGAGGCUGGCAGAGGUGUCCCAAAUGGAAUCCCUGCAGAAGACUCUGAGCAGCUGGCAUCUGGGCAAGAGGCUGGGGAUCCGGGCUGCCUGAAGCCCCUCCACGAGAAGGACUCUGAGAGUGGUGGUGGCAAGGACUGAGUCCAGGCCUGUGAGGUGCAGAGUGCCCAGAACUGGACUCAGGAUGCCCAGGGCCACUCUGCCUCUGCCUGCAUUCUGCCGUGUGCCCUCGGGCGAGUCACUGCCUCUCCCUGGCCCUCAGUUUCCCUAUCUCGAACAUGGAGCUCAUUCCUGCCUGUCUCCUUUGCAGGCUCAUAGGGAAGACCUGCUGAGGGACCAGCCAAGAGGGCUGCAAAAGUGAGGGCUUGUCAUUACCAGACGGUUCACCAGCCUCUCUUGGUUUCCUUCCUUGGAAGAGAAUGUCUGAUCUAAAUGUGGAGAAACUGUAGUCUCAGGACCUAGGGAUAUUCUGGCCCUCACCCCUGCCCUGGGAUGUCCACAGAUGCCUCCACCCCCCAGAACCUGUCCUUGCACACUCCCCUGCACUGGAGUCCAGUCUCUUCUGCUGGCAGAAAGCAAAUGUGACCUGUGUCACUACGUGACUGUGGCACACGCCUUGCUCUUGGCCAAAGACAAAAUUCCUUGGCAUGCCUUCCAGCACCCUGCAAAAUGAGACCCUCGUGGCCUUCCCCAGCCUCUUCUAGAGCCGUGCUGCCUCCCUGUCGAAGCUCUGGUGACACCAGCCUUUCUCCCAGGCCAGGCUCUUUCCUGUCUUCCUGCAUUCACCCAGACAGCUCCCUCUGCCUGAACCUUCCAUCUCGCCACCCCUCCUUCCUUGACCAGCAGAUCCCAGCUCACAUGUCACACUUGGUUGGGUCCUCACAUCUUUCACACUUCCACCAGCCUGCACUACUCCCUCAAAGCACACGUCAUGUUUCUUCAUCCGGCAGCCUGGAUGUUUUUUCCCUGUUUAAUGAUUGACGUACUUAGCAGCUCUCUCUCAGUGAACCGUGAGGGUAAAGGCUAUACUUGUCUUGUUCACCUUGGGAUGAUGCCUCGUGAUAUGUCAGGGCGUGGGACAUCUAGUAGGUGCUUGACAUAAUUUCACUGAAUUAAUGACAGAGCCAGUGGGAAGAUACAGAAAAAGAGGGGCUGGGCUGGGCGCGGUGGUUCACGCCUGUAAUCCCAGCACUUUGGGAGGCCAAGGAGGGUGGAUCACCUGAGGUCAGGAGUUAGAGGCCAGCCUGGUGAAACCCCAUCUCUACUAAAAAUACAAAAUCCAGGCGUGGUGGCACACACCUGUAGUCCCAGCUACUCAGGAGGUUGAGGUAGGAGAAUUGCUUGAACCUGGGAGGUGGAGGUUGCAGUGAGCCAAGAUUGCGCCAUUGCACUCCAGCCUGGGCAACACAGCGAGACUCCGUCUCAAGGAAAAAAUAAAAAUAAAAAGCGGGCACGGGCCCGUGACAUCCCCACCCUUGGAGGCUGUCUUCUCAGGCUCUGCCCCUGCCCUAGCUCCACACCCUCUCCCAUGACCCAUCACGCCUGUGCAGUGGCCCCCACAGAAAGACUGAGCUCAAGGUGGGAACCACAUCUGCUAACUUGGAGCCCCAAUGCCAAGCACAGUGCCUGCAUGUAUUUAUCCAAUAAAUGUGAAAUUCUGUCCA